UUAAAUGAUAUGAAUAACAUUUUUAAACGAAGAUAAAAUUGAUAAACAAUAUUACUGGCAUUUACUGCUAGUCUUCAAUUGUAGCGAAGUAAGGAGUCGUGAUUUGGAGGUGAUUCCGUAAAAAGUUUCUUGACUCUCAUACAGAUUUGCAGUACAAUGAUUACUCGCAUGGAUGGACAGCGUGUCGUUACUAGUGGUUGAAAAGCAAAUAAUCUCUUGUGUGUUUUAAACGGAUUACCUGUGUUUGCAUAUUCGUUGGAUUGUUUCAUCAACGGCGUUCACCAAACUUUUGUACGAUUAUUAGUUAGUUUUGUUAGUCAGUAUAAAAUGUCUGUGUUCACUACGGAAAAUGAUUCUUUUGUCGCUCUUAUCAAGUAUGGAAGCUUGAUAUUGUUCAAAAUGGUUAUGAUGUCAACUGUUACCUCGGUAUACAGAGUAUUACAUCGUUCUUUAACUUCAGAAGAAGACGCGUAUUUUGCAGUCGGUAACAAUAAAGAAAAGCAAAAGAAAUUACUGAUUGAGCAUCCGGACGUGAAAAGGGCGCGCCUUGCUCAUCAGAACGACCUGGAGAAUAUCGUACCCUUUUUCCUUAUAUCACUUCUAUAUAUCUCAAUCAAGCCGGAACCCAAAUUGACGGAGUUUUUGUUCAAGGUUUUCGCCGGUUCCCGGAUUCUGCAUUCCUUCGUCUACAUUGGGAAAGUUCGUCAACCUGCCAGAUAUUUGACCUUCUUAUGUGGAUUUCUUAUCAAUGUUUACAUGCUUGUGCAGAUUUUCAGAUGGGCUUAUGUUUUGUAGAAAACAUUCUGUGACUUUUUGUCUAAUCUGAAAUUGCUGUGAAAAGAUGUUCAUGUUUGACAAUAUUGCUGAAGAUAUAUUUCAAUUGUAAUCUUGUGAAAUUUCAUAUAUGAUAUGGACGAUAUUUAAUACGUGUUUUUGUUCGUUGUUGUAAACUUUAUGGGGAUCA
Messenger RNA from Styela clava, 964 nucleotides. NCBI's taxonomy places the organism in Eukaryota, Metazoa, Chordata, Ascidiacea, Stolidobranchia, Styelidae. The record is from RefSeq and is a predicted model, not a curated record.